Messenger RNA from Ziziphus jujuba (common jujube), 2475 nucleotides. Its product is annotated as G-type lectin S-receptor-like serine/threonine-protein kinase LECRK2. The record is from RefSeq and is a predicted model, not a curated record. The transcript has a single exon. NCBI's taxonomy places the organism in Eukaryota, Viridiplantae, Streptophyta, Magnoliopsida, Rosales, Rhamnaceae. Gene Ontology annotation, molecular function: ATP binding; protein serine/threonine kinase activity. Gene Ontology annotation, biological process: protein phosphorylation. The coding region runs from base 1 to 2472 and encodes 823 amino acids.
AUGGCUUCCAACUACAUUGCCUUUGUGCUUUUCCUCCUCCCUCUAUUGUUUGCCGGUGAGGCAGCGCACCAAAAGAAUUCUAUCCCAUCAAUAAUCCCUGGCUCAAUUAUUUCUCCAAGAACUCAUCACAAAAUUUCAUGGCCAUCUCCUUCUGGCCAAUUUGAGUUUGGCUUUUAUGCCUAUGGCCAUGGCUUUGCUAUUGGAAUUUGGUUGGUGGGUAACAAUAACAGAAACACUGUCAUAUGGACUGCAAAUCCCGAUGAUCCUCCAGUAGCAUCAAAUGCAGUUCUAGCAUUUAAUCAAAAUGGUCUUCUCCUGAUUGAGGCAGAGCAAGAGAAACUAAUUGCUAAUUCAAGUCUUUCUCUUACUUCAGCUUCCAUGCUUGACUCUGGUAAUUUUGUUCUUUACGAUGAUUCCCAUAUCGCUUGGCAGAGUUUUGAACAUCCCACGGACACUAUCCUAGGAGGUCAGGUCCUGUCAGCCGGGGAUCGAUUGCUCUCUGGUUUAUCAGAAACCAAUCAUUCAAGCGGAAGGUUUCAACUGAUUAUGCAAUCUGAUGGUAAUCUAGUCCUCUACACGGCAAACAAUAUUGAGGACACAAGUAAAGUACCAUACUGGAGCUCAGGAACUCAUUUUGAGCAGUCGACGAACUUUACGUAUCGCCUUUUUCUAGACAGUAUUUCUGGAGUUCUACACAUCGACGUUGAAAAUACACCUAGUGGUACACAGAUCUUAAGUAUCUGGAAUGCCGGCGGAGUCGCAAAUUCUACGGACCACAACCGAAAUGGUACAAUAUAUCGUGCAACACUUGGUCCUAAUGGAAUGCUAAGGUUGUAUUCUCAUGACAAUGGUGAUGAGUACGGGAAACCUAAAGAAGAUUAUUUGAUUUGGUCAGCACUGAGAUAUGCUUGCGAUGUUAAUUUUUGCGGCUUUAACAGCUUCUGCACAACCUUAGAAGGCCAGCAACCCACUUGUAGAUGUGUUCCUGGAUCUGUUUUUGUUGACUUGAAUGAGAAGACUCAUGGCUGCUUCAAGGAUUAUAGAGAUGGUUGUAGAGAUGGGAAGGAAAAUAUAACCCUUUACAGCAUCGACCAAAUAGAGAAUAUAACAUGGUAUGGUAUUGCUUAUAAUGAAGCACGGAUGUCCAUGGAAGAAUGCAAGAACUCUUGUUUGGAAGAUUGCUAUUGCGGAGCAGCACUCUACCAAAAAGAUAAGUACAAAAGCUAUAAUGUUUGUUUGAAACACAAGCUCCCUUUAGAGUAUGUUAGAAGGAAUAUUUAUCAAGAAUUUAAUACUAUGGCUUUCUUCAAGGUGGGAAAGAGCACAAAUACCACUAUUUCCGCGACCAACCAUGAUCGACCUACAAAAUUCCAAUUCACAAACAAAAACAUUUAUUUUCAAAUUCUUUUUUUAGCUUUAGGUUUGGCUAUUUUUUCGUGUGUUUCCAUCACAAUCUCUUGCCUUUACAUUUUCAAAAUUCGAAUUCUGAGGUAUAAAAGGCUGAGGCUGGGGGAGAUUAAGGGACAACAUGGAUUGGGUGAUGAGGAACUUACUUUGAGGGUGUUCUCUUACAAUGAGCUUAAAAAAGCAACAAACGGUUACAAAGAAGAGUUGGGCAAAGGCGGAUUUGGAGCAGUUUAUAAAGGGACACUAAACAAAGGUCAGAAACUUGUUGCGGUGAAAAAGCUUCAUAAGUUAAUUGAAGAAGGUGAAAAAGAGUUCCGUGCUGAGAUGCGAGCCAUUGGUAGAACUAACCACAAGAACUUAGUUCGGUUGAUGGGUUACUGUGCUGAGGACUCGAAAAGGCUUCUGGUUUACGAAUAUAUGAGCAAUGGCUCCCUAGCCGAUCUUCUUUUUAAACAAGUACAUCGCCCAUAUUGGGAUGAAAGAGUAAGAAUUGCUAUAGAAGUUGCCAAAGGUAUCCAUUAUCUACAUGAAGAAUGUAAGAACCCGAUCAUUCAUUGUGACGUAAAACCACAAAACAUUUUGAUGGAUGAUUUCUGGACUGCUAAAAUCUCGGACUUUGGGCUAGCAAAAUUGUUAAUGCCUGAUCAAACAAGGACUUUUACUAGAAUCAGAGGGACAAGAGGGUACAUGGCUCCGGAAUGGGAGAAGAACACUCCAAUUACGGUGAAGACAGAUGUAUAUAGUUAUGGAAUUGUACUUCUGGAAAUUAUAUGCUGCAGAAAGAACUUGAAAGUUGAUGUAGAAAAUGUAGAAGAGAUUGUUCUAUCAAGUUGGGUGUACAGGUGCUUUGUUCAUAGAGAUCUCGAUAAGCUUGUGGUUGGAGAAGAUGUCGAUAGAAAGACCUUAGAGAACAUGGUUAAAGUGGGCUUAUGGUGUAUUCAAGAUGAACCAUUUCUUCGUCCUUCUAUGAAGAGUGUGGUGUUGAUGUUAGAAGGGUUUACCGAUAUUGCUUCACCUCCAUGUCCUACCUCUGCAUCUGUAUGUGAGCUGAGAAGAAGCAUGUGAUUU